Carassius auratus (goldfish) is the source of this 1182-nucleotide messenger RNA. RefSeq names its product somatolactin-like. NCBI's taxonomy places the organism in Eukaryota, Metazoa, Chordata, Actinopteri, Cypriniformes, Cyprinidae. Gene Ontology annotation, cellular component: extracellular region. Gene Ontology annotation, biological process: response to nutrient levels; positive regulation of tyrosine phosphorylation of STAT protein; growth hormone receptor signaling pathway. Gene Ontology annotation, molecular function: growth hormone activity; growth hormone receptor binding. Bases 11 to 715 code for a protein of 234 amino acids. The transcript has 5 exons. The record is from RefSeq and is a predicted model, not a curated record.
UCUGUGCAAAAUGAACAGGGUUAAAGUUCUGCAGGCCUGGCUGUGGUGUGUGUCUCUGUGGUCGUGCUGGCUUUCUCACGCCGUUCCUCUGGACUGCAAAGACGAGACCGGAUCCCUCAUCCAAUGCACUUCAAUCUCUCAAGAGAAACUUCUAGAUCGCGUCAUCCAACACGCAGAGCUCAUCUACCGCGUCUCUGAAGAGUCCUGUACUCUGUUUGAGGAUAUGUUUGUCCCGUACCCUCUGUAUGCUUUGAGGAAUCAGGGAGGAACCAUGUGUCACACCAAACCCUUCCCCAUCCCAGGCUCCAAGACCGAGAUUCAGCAGAUUUCGGAUAAAUGGCUGCUUCACUCGGUCCUGAUGCUGGUGCAGUCAUGGAUGGAACCCCUCGUCUAUCUGCAAACCACUCUUAAUCGUUACGAUGACGCCCCGGACGCUCUGCUCAACAAGACCAAGUGGGUGUCUGAUAAACUGCUCAGCCUGGAGCAGGGGGUGGUGGUCCUCAUCCGCAAGAUGCUGGAUGAAGGGAUCCUGACGCCGUCCAUCUUCGAGCACUCGCUGACCCCAGACGAUGAACCGUCCCCAGAGAUCCCAGAGUCCGUCCUCAGGGACUACAACCUGCUCAUCUGCUUCAAGAAGGACGCCCACAAGAUGGAGACCUUCCUCAAGCUACUCAAGUGCCGUCAGAGCAACAAGCUCAGCUGCCUUUCCUACUAAACCUGCAUCUCAUCUCAUCUCAGAAGAAAAAGCUUUAUUUUGAAGAAUCAAAUGUGCACGUUGACUUGGCAGUAGUUACCGUAGUUAGCAAGAUUAAAUGAGAUCCCUGUGUGAAAGCCAGAAGUGACUUUAUUCAGUGUAACGUGAAGAGAACAGAAGAAGAGUCGCACCGCUCUCACACACAUCUGCACUGGUUGUCCUCCUUUCUCUUCCGAACUUGAGUUUGUUUGCAAUACAGACUCCACGUCGUCUUUUAAUGUCUCUCCUGGUCUCUGGUGUGUUGGCAGGCGUGUGUGUGUGUGUGUUUUUUCUUAAAGUUGAGAUGGUUUUACCUUUGUAUUAGUUAGAUGGAAAAGCUCUUGAUGCAGAAAUAUGCUAAUUAAGCCACGAAGCGGAUCGUGAAUGUUUCCAGUGUGUGUGUGUGUGUGUGUGUGUGUGUGUGUGUGUGUGUGUGUGUGUGUGUGUGU